UCCGACUCCACCCCCUCCGCCUCAGGUGAUGAAGCUGAUUUACGUCAGACGGGGCGUGGCUGCGCAGUGCGGCUCCGUCUCCCGGACAGACUGAAGGCUGCUGCUGCCGCCAUGUCCGAGAACAAUAACAACAACGGGGAGGAGGUAGCGCUGCACGGUUCCUGGGUGGAGCUACAAAUGAACGGCAACGGGAACAAUAUUGACAGCAACCGAAACGGAGGCUUGGAACACGUUCCUUCCUCUUCCUCCAUCCACAAUGGAGACAUGGAGAAGAUCCUGUUGGACGCUCAGCAUGAAUCUGGCCAGAGCAGUUCCAGAAGCAGCUCUCAGUGUGACAGCCCAUCCCCUGAAGAUGGACAGAUCACAUUUGAUGUGGAGAUGCACACAAGUAAAGACAGCCUCCAGUCUGAAGAGGAAGCCCCAGAGGUAGAGAAGGAAGUUGAUGCUUUAAAGAAAAGUGCUGACUGGGUAUCUGACUGGUCAAGUAGGCCUGAAAAUAUCCCCCCAAAGGAGUUUCAUUUCCACCACCCUAAAAGGUCUGUGUCUUUGAGCAUGAGGAAGACUGGUGCUAUGAAGAAAGGUGGUGUCUUCUCUGCAGAAUUCUUGAAAGUCUUCAUCCCUUCUCUGUUCAUCUCCCAUGUUCUGGCUCUGGGAUUGGGCAUUUACAUUGGUAAAAGACUGACCCUGUCUUCUGCCAGUUCCUAUUGAAGGGCAUGAUUCGGAAUUGAACCUGUGACCGUGUGAAGGUGUGUUCCUGUCACAUUUUGUGCAUUUGCACCAUGUCAAGCAUGAUUCAAAGCACCCUCUCCUCUGCACCCAUCUUUUUUUUAUUUUUAUGUUUUUUUUUAACUUCCUCUGGUCAUCUCAUGGGCUUGGAGCAGUAACCAUUUUGAUGUCCCAGAGUCACAAAGCAGAGGCAGAAAUCGAAUUACUCUCCAUUCAGUUCAGAAACAACAAGGCUUGUCCUGAUCAGGAAACAUCGGCUUCCAUGUAAUUCCGCAGGCUGAUGACACUCCACGUUGAUGUACAUCAAGACAGGGCUUUGCUUUGGCCUUAGUCUGUAGGAAAGAAGUCUGUGUUGCUGUGUGUUGGAUAUUCCUCAAGUUCCAGCUGCUGAUCAGCAAAAGAUAUUGUGGUCCAUCAUUAUAAAAAAAACUAUUUUGUUUCCCCAAAAACAAAAUAUAGGUUGAAAUCAUUCAAGCAAAUUUUAUAUGGGGGGAAAUGUUUCUGCCAGUAGUAUUCCACAGUGCAUCUUUUAUCUUUUACAAUAAGUAUUUUUAGAGUGUACACCACUCUUCUUAAAUACAGACACAUUUUUCCAUGCAGACCCCUCCCACUCUGCUCCAUGUCCCAUAUACAGACGCUUUGUCCCGAAGUGACUUUCUUAUUUUAAAAACAGAAACCAUUUGCAGGCACCUCUGGCCGUGCAGUCGACGUAAAUAGGUUUGGAUUUCAUUUUUAUGUUUCUUAAUUUUAUCCAUUUUUUUUUCUUCAUUGUGCGUGAAGGCAAAGUGUCCAGCUACCAAAUAUUUCCUUAUUCUUUAUAAGAAUUAACAAGAAAUAAUCUCAUUUGAAUGUAGGGCAGAUUGUACUAUUCUAAAGUGAAGCUGUAGUUGGGCACAGUCCCAGAGUUCUAUUGAAAUGGGCAUAUUUCUUGCUAGAGAGUGACAAAGCUUCCAGGGUAAGGGACUGGAAACUUUUUAGUUUUUCACAGUUAAAGAUAAUUUGAUACAUUUAUCUCCAGAAUGUGCUGUUAGAUUCCACUGAAUGGAUAACUUUUUCUUUAGUGAUACAAGAGCAGUUUUAAAUCUUGUGAUAAGUUCACCUACGUUUAAAAAUUCCCAAGUGUAUUUAUAAAACACAAAAAAAUUUUAAAUUCAUUAAAAUUUUGAAUAACCACAAAGUACGCCAAGCUCAAGAAUCCCCAUUGAGUAACCCUGCUAACCAUUGGAUUCUUUCCAGCUGCUUAGAUCCGGCUAUACGUGUGUUGUCCCUUCUCUGUCCAAUACACAGGACACUGGAACUUUUCUUUGUGUAUAAAUGUGAAGUGUAAAAGUGUAUACUAUUAUAUUUUUGUUUUUGUUUUUAAAUUAAUCUGGUCAUGCAGGAAGCACUGACGAUAUGUAGGGGCAGAUUUAUCAAGGGUCGAAGUGAAUUCGAGGGAAUUUUCGAAGUAAAAAAAGUAAUUUUUUUGGAUACUUCGGCCAUCGAAUAGGCUACUACGACAUUGAAUACGAUUCGAAGUAAAAUCGUUCCAAUAUUCGACCAUUCGAUAAUCAAAGUACAAUACUUCGCCAAAUUAAACCUCCCGAAGUGCUAUGCUAGCCUAUUUUCUUUACACAUCGCAGUAAAAUCGUUCGAUUCGAACAAUUUAAUCGUUCGAUCAAAUGAUUUUACUUCGAUUGCAGGAUGUCCAAAUUCGGUGAAAAAUACUUUGACUUCGAUAUUCGAAGUCAAAGUAUUUCAAUUUGAUGGUCGAAUUUCGAAGUAUUUAACACUUCGAAAUUCGACCCUUGAUAAAUCUGCCACAUAGUGUCGACUUUAAACAUAUUCCCAGGGUAGGUUGACAUAACUAAUCAGAGUUGGAUUUUUAUUUUAUUUAUUUUUUUGUAACCGAGCUCUCAAUGCUAAACACAACGUUCAUAUACAUUUCUUGGGUUUAAAGGAAAACUAUACCCCUCAAACAAUGUGGUCUCUAUAAAAAGAUAUUGCAUAAAACAGCUCAUGUUUAAAACCCUG
Xenopus laevis (African clawed frog) is the source of this 2739-nucleotide messenger RNA. RefSeq names its product BCL2/adenovirus E1B 19kDa interacting protein 3-like S homeolog (gene bnip3l.S). The coding region runs from base 112 to 708 and encodes 198 amino acids. The record is from RefSeq and is a predicted model, not a curated record. The transcript has 6 exons. Lineage: Eukaryota; Metazoa; Chordata; Amphibia; Anura; Pipidae.